Messenger RNA from Paramacrobiotus metropolitanus, 3411 nucleotides. RefSeq lists its product as uncharacterized. The transcript has 4 exons. NCBI's taxonomy places the organism in Eukaryota, Metazoa, Tardigrada, Eutardigrada, Parachela, Macrobiotidae. The coding region runs from base 110 to 1117 and encodes 335 amino acids. The record is from RefSeq and is a predicted model, not a curated record.
CAACAUUUUCCACAGCCUAUUUCAGCAUUCUGAAGUUCUUCAGAGGUGUUGCAUCACUUGGGCACUUUAUUAAGGUAGUUUGGUAAUUUUGCUUCGAUCAACUCAGUCUAUGGUCUAUAAAGCAUCCAUGUACGCAUCACCGCUAUACUUUCGACAGUUUCGCACGAGCACACGCGCGGUGAACUUUGGUAACACGGUGCUGGUGCGGCGCGACACCGGCCAGUGGUGGUUGGGCUAUGUUCAAGAUAUUGACAGCGACCGCUUCCUCGUUGACUUCGACUCGACCACCGACCGUCCCGCAUGGAUCCAAUCCGGUCAGCUCUGGCCGCACGAAUUCCUUCGCCAGUCGGGUGUUUCGUAUCGUGGUCAGUCCGUGCAGGUGGCGCUACGGGACGUCCCCGGCGGACCGAUGGUCUUCCGGCCGGGAACUAUCACUCGCGAAUUGUGUAACAAUAUGUUUAAUGGUGUGCGAUUAGAUGGUGCUGAUCACAACCAGGCCUGCAUCGUCGAUACGUGCCAGAUCGUCACGGAACUGCCGAUCCCUAACAAGCCCAGUUUUGCCGAGAGCGGGACGACAUUCGUCUACCGGAAGCACGUCGUCCCCUUCGAGCAAGCGAAGCUAUUGCGUGAUGUGACACUGUUGCCGAAAUUUGUGGGACGGACGUGUCGCAUCACGUUGGGUCCGGGUGACACCGAGUGUGACGCGGACUGCGAAUUCGCCCUGGCAAAUGCCGUGGGCUCGGGGGAACAGAUUUUCCGCUGUGCUGGAUUGCAUUCGCUCUCGUUUUACAUGUUUGAUGUGGGCUGUCGGGUGUUUGCAAGGGUGGACACCGAAACGGUGACGUUCGUCUGCGUCGAAAUGCACGACAACGUAUUCGGACGCAGUAUGUUCUGGACUGACGACGACCUGAGGGAAGCGUGCGACGCUUGCCUCAAGGCGCAACAACCGAGGCUCGCUCCUGGUAUUCUCUGUGAGGAUGGCCUAACUGACACCUUCCAAACCGAUGGCGAAGAAAUGCAUAUCAAUGAGCUGGCAUAUCCUAUUCUGGCGAACAUUCUGCUACAUUUCGACAUGAUUACUCGGCUACAGCUUAUGCAAGUGCAAAUAAAUCGCUAGUGUAGGUCACUUCAGGCUUUACUCAAGGUGAAAAGGGAAAUGGUAUCAAAUUUAAAUUCGGGAAAAUGGUAGGACGAGUGUUUGGUUUGCACGGUAACGGUAGUGGUAGGUAAUACAGUACCUGUAAUCUAAGAAACCGCUUUAAUAAGGCUACAAGUGCCUUUUAACAAGUGUCAUAUAAUAUCGGUUACAAACUAAGUACCAGCCACAAAAUUCAUACCAGAAGCACUUCCACGUUGUAUUUGCAUAGAGAGUCGCUGCUUAACACACUCUUUCGCCCGCUUCUUUCGUCAAAGUCGCUAUAUCGUUUCCAACCUUCUCCGCUAGCUUUUGGUUCCAUCUCUUCAGGGUCCGUAAAUUUCAAAGGCUGCACCUACAAAAUCGUAUCUUGGUUAUAGCUAGGCGUGUUUUGUCAGUUUCCCCCUUUCCGCGUGUUCAGCAGCUGCUUCGGCGUUCGCACUGGUACGGCUGAUGUCCGAAGCAGCGAGUUAGUACACGCAGAAUACAAUGGUUACAUGAGUCACUUACAUCGUCUUCCAGAGGCUUUCCGCGCUCCCAUGGUACCAGUGUGAUCGCACUGGCCUUAUCUUAUCUUUCACGGAAAGAUCUUUUAACUGCAUUCUUGCUGGAAAACCGGUCGUUUCCGGUCCGCGGGUGAUUUCCCCGCUUAUACAGUCGUGUCGUGGUAUUCUUCCUGCUGACCAUUUACAUCGGAGCCCGUGCCGGCCCAAAUCGUCCACCGCUUUUAUAGUUUUCGGAAUCUUACAAGCCAGAUUCAUAAUGGGUUGUGUAAAUGUGCAGUGAAAAAUCGGAAUUCAUGGGUUACGCUAAGUGUGUAAUGCAGUGGCUGUCACUUUAAACGCCGAUUUCCAGUACAUCAUUCAUGUAUCUUUACGCAAUCAAUUGUGGAGCCGGCUUGUAGGGUAUGCGUGCUAUGGAGGCUCCUUUUGGAAGACUACGCUGCUGGAAAACAGUGGCAUCUGCUUCUCGACAUACCGCGGCUGCUCGCUGAAAAACCUGUGGAUGAACAGUUUAACGCAGAAUGCAAUUAUCAUACGUACCGACUUGUCCGUCUGCUGAACCGCAGUUUUUCCAGCUGGACGCACACUGUGGCGUUGGUGGACACCGAAGGACAUUCCAAUGUAAUGAAGAUGAUAGAUAUGCUCGACACUGCCGGACUGGCUGAUUAUAUGAAGAGGAACGAUUUGCGUGACAGAAUGCGGGUUGUCCGGCAUACACUCAAAGCAAAACAUCAUCGUGUCCCACUAAUCAUAAUUAAAGGAAGCAGAGAUCUUGCGCAACCGCACUCAGUGUUGCUGGAUAUAGGCAGCGUGGGAGAGGAGGCUAACCAGUACGAGUGCCGUGAGCUGUCCCAAUGGAUGCGUGCGUGUCAGCAGCUGCUGCUCGUCAACCUCACCGUGACCAUUCCGACGGGUUCUAAUAAUUCUUUAUUGGACGCGGAUUUCUUUUUCAGUGCCGACUGGACCUGGCUGGAGGACGGCCAUCGAAUGUGGCGUGGAGGGGGUGAAUACGGUGCGCAUCUGCGAAUCAGCAUUCCCUUCCUGCGUUUCCGUUACACGGAGACGGCCGCGGAACAGUGCCGGCGUUUCAUAGCGGCGGUUAGCGAACACUGUCCGGCCGUGAUCCAGCCAAUGAUCGAAAAGGUCACGGGGAUGUUGGCACGCUGGGCGCAGACGCUGGCUUAACCCGACCAAUGGGUCGGCAUUCGCAUGUUUCUCAAACUGUUCAGCAGUACUGGUCCGGAUGGCCGUCCUCGGCCGUGGGAUGAUGUUGAUUUGAGACAGCUGGAAGUGGCUGUGCUCAGUCGCUUAGCCAUGCACAUUCUGGAUGAAUACUUCCAAGACUGAUUAAACCCGACAUGUACAGUAGACUGUGUUACAGAUUGAAACGCCAUGCAAGUUAUUACGCGGUUGUACGCUAAUUUGGUUCAAAAAACUGACUUACGUUUGCGGUAGCAAUUCAUUCAGUCUGGCUCCUGCCUUAGUGAUCUGUGACAUGACAUGUAACUAGAAGUUAGUUCGUCCACCAGUACCAGUACUCUUCGACGUGCUUCUUCUGUUUUUAUGCUCUCUACUGAUACAUACUUGUGUACCUAAACUGGUAGUGCAGUUAGCUUUUGGUUGAUGUCUGUUUUCUUCAUUUUACGUACGUUUGUGCCAAUCUUUUGUUUCUUGUAUGUUAUAGCCCAUGGCUAGCUUGUUUAACUUUAUUUGCUUUGCGUGCGAAUGAUCCGUCGUGCCUAAUAAUGGCUCUUUCUGAAAAGGUUUUGGAUG